Messenger RNA from Solanum pennellii, 1994 nucleotides. Its product is annotated as cytochrome P450 CYP72A219-like. Bases 120 to 1664 code for a protein of 514 amino acids. Gene Ontology annotation, molecular function: oxidoreductase activity, acting on paired donors, with incorporation or reduction of molecular oxygen; iron ion binding; monooxygenase activity. The record is from RefSeq and is a predicted model, not a curated record. The transcript is spliced from 5 exons. NCBI's taxonomy places the organism in Eukaryota, Viridiplantae, Streptophyta, Magnoliopsida, Solanales, Solanaceae.
UCGUCACUCAUGACGACAUCGUUUUUGUAGUUCACAUGAACAUGCUAGGUGUUUUUAAGUGCAAGAAACUAUAGUAGUAAAUUUAACAGAGAAAAAAAGAAAAAAUUGACAAAAUUGAAAUGAUAGUAACAAUAUUUUGGUGUGCCAUAGCAAUUACUUUGUUUGUGUGUCUAUGGAAAGUAGUAAAUUGGGUUUGGUUCCAUCCAAAGAAGUUGGAGAAAUUGUUGAGGAAACAAGGGCUAAAUGGGAAUUCUUACAGAUUUUUGUAUGGGGAUAUGAAAGAUCUUACUGGGAUGAUUAAGGAAGCUAACUCAAAGCCUAUGAAUAUGGAUGAUCAUGAUUUAGCACCAAGAAUGGUGCCUUUCUUUCUUGAAACCAUCAAGAAAUAUGGGAAAAAAUGUUUCACAUGGAUGGGUCCAAGACCACAAAUACUAAUCAUGGAUCCUGAGCUUAUAAAGGAAGUACUUUCGAAAACCUACGUGUAUCAAAAGCCUCAUGGAAAUCCGUUAGGCACGUUAUUCGUACAAGGAUUAGUAAGCUAUGAGAAAGAUAAAUGGGCCAAACAUAGAAAAAUCAUCAAUCCCGCGUUCCAUCUAGAGAAGUUAAAGCAUAUGCUUCCAGCUUUUUACUUGAGCUGUAGUGAGAUGCUGAGCAAAUGGGAAGACGUUGUUCGAGUUGAAGGCUCUCAUGAGAUAGAUGUAUGGCCUCACCUGCAGCAAUUGACUUGUGACGUGAUCUCUCGGACAGCUUUUGGCAGUAGUUAUGAAGAAGGUAGAAAGAUUUUUGAACUUCAAAAGGAACAAGCUCAGCAUUUUCUCGAAGUUAUACGCUCAGUUUAUAUCCCAGGAUGGAGAUUUUUGCCAACAAAGAGGAACAGAAGAAUGAAGGAAUUAAAAAACGAUGUUCGGUCCUCAAUUAGAGGUAUUAUCGAUAAAAGAUUGAAGGCAAUGGAAGCAGGGAACGCGGAUAAUGAGGAUCUAUUGGGCAUAUUGCUGGAAUCGAAUUUUAAAGAAAUUGAACUGCACGGUAACAAGGAUUUUGGAAUGAGUAUCGAAGAAGUCAUUGAAGAAUGCAAGCUAUUCUAUUUUGCUGGUGCAGAAACUACAUCAGUGUGGAUUCUGUGGACGCUGGUGUUGUUGAGCAGACAUCCAGAUUGGCAGGAACGGGCCAGAGAAGAAGUCUUGCAAGUGCUUGGGAGUCGAAAACCAGAUUUUGAUGGAUUAAAUCAUCUAAAAGUUGUAACAAUGAUCUUGUACGAGUCGUUGAGGUUAUAUUCCCCAAUAACAGUACUUACACGACGAGUUUAUGAAGACAUUACACUAGGAGAAGUAUCUCUACCAACUGGUGUGCUAGUCUCAUUGCCAAUGAUCUUAUUGCAUCAUGAUAAAGAUAUAUGGGGUGAAGAUGCAACCAAGUUCAAUCCAGAGAGAUUUAGUGAAGGAAUAUCAAGUGCAACAAAGGGUCAAGUUACAUAUUUUCCAUUUGCUUGGGGUCCAAGAAUAUGCAUUGGACAAAAUUUUGCCAUAUUAGAAGCAAAGAUGACUUUGUGUAUGAUCCUACAAAGCUUCUCUUUUGAAUUGUCUCCAUCCUACACACAUGCUCCUCAAUCCUUGGUAACCACUCAGCCUCUGUAUGGUGCUCCACUUAUUUUCCACAAACUAUAAUUUCAUAUCUCGUGAAGAGUUUAUUCAGACUCGAUUCAGUGACGGAGUUACAAUAUCAAAAUACGGGUUCAGAAACAGUUUCUCUAUUUCAUAAAGACAGGGGAUUAUGUGUUGUACUCCCCACUGUCCCCUGACCCUCAUGUUGGGUAUGUUGUUUUUGUUAUUCUGACAAACUCAGUAGUUUUGGUUAAAAGCUUGCAUUUGUUUGAGCAAAUCCACUAAAAAUACUACACAGCAUCCGUGCUAGCACGUGCCCAAUAUAUAUUGCUCUCUUAAUUUCAAAUUAUGUGACAUAGUUGAAAUUUGGAGAAUUACCUCUAUUUUUUUUAA